GGAUUUCUAUAUAAACUAAGAGUUUAAAAACCUAAGUAUGCAUGUAAUUAAACUUGUGAGAUUUACUCUAGUGGUUGGGUGCAUUCUGAUGAGCGGCGUGCAGUCAUAUGAAAACAGUGAAAGACCACUUAAUGCACAACUUCAAUAUGAAGAUGAACCGUAUUUUAAUUCGGUCGAUGCGGACGUAAAGUAUCCUGAAAAUUACUUGGAGGAAUUGGAAGAAGAUAUCUUGCAGCAGCAAAAACCUACAAGAUUUCUAAACAGAGACGGGGCUGUUAAAAAACGAAACCAUGCCGAAGGGACAAUGACGGAUCUUAAAGGACGUUACUACAGAUAUGGUCUUCACCAACUCCGUAAUGAUUGGAUUCAGGAUAUGAUCAAUGGACGCUACGGAAAACGAGUGAACACUCGGUCACCAGUUUAUGAUAGCGUUGCCUAUGCACCACCUUCAUCAAACGUCGAUCGAGAGUUGUCUGACUUAUCGGAGAGAUUCCGUAACUACCUGCAGUGGAAACAAGCUUAUGAAACCUUGAACAGGAUGUACCGAUCCAAAGAGGAACAGAAACCAGAGUCUUCUAAUUCGGAAUAGGAUGCCACAAAGCCGAUCUCUUUAUUCUUUGAUGAGUAAAAUUCAUCUGUAGAUAUAGUUCGCCAUGUAGUGUUGCUGGGACCUGUGCUUAUAUAUGCUGGUUCAUUAUCGUUGUUUCUGUCCUAUAACAUUGUUUGAAUAAACCAUGCCUGCGUGUAGUUGCAAUA
Messenger RNA from Ciona intestinalis (vase tunicate), 756 nucleotides. Lineage: Eukaryota; Metazoa; Chordata; Ascidiacea; Phlebobranchia; Cionidae. The record is from RefSeq and is a predicted model, not a curated record.